This is a messenger RNA of Cotesia glomerata, 4049 nucleotides long. RefSeq lists its product as uncharacterized. Gene Ontology annotation, cellular component: extrinsic component of cytoplasmic side of plasma membrane. Gene Ontology annotation, biological process: positive regulation of voltage-gated calcium channel activity; positive regulation of protein localization to plasma membrane; skeletal muscle contraction. The record is from RefSeq and is a predicted model, not a curated record. NCBI's taxonomy places the organism in Eukaryota, Metazoa, Arthropoda, Insecta, Hymenoptera, Braconidae. Gene Ontology annotation, molecular function: protein binding. The coding region runs from base 667 to 3675 and encodes 1002 amino acids. The transcript has 14 exons.
AGUGGCGUUGGCGGCAGUCGCAGAAGAGGAAGAGGACAGAUCGCGUGCCCGGUCAGACGUCAGUAGAAAGAGUCAGUGCCGCGCGGACCUCACUACAGCGAGGACGUUAUCUCCUACCGAUUCGAUAAAACACCAGUGAGAUCGAGCUCAACUCCUAGUACAAUCCCAAGUUUUUAAAUUUUUUAUUUUUAUUUUAAGUACAAAAAAUAUUAAUUAUUUAUAUGUGAUUCUCUUCAACACUUUAAUUUAUUAUUUAUGUUUUUGCCAAAACUUGUAUUUGUUAAACUAUUUUGUUCAUCUUGCUUCUUCGGGCCAAUUUGACGCUCUUAAGUUUUACAAUUUGCCAACGCUCAUUUUUUAUUUCUACAACAGUGAUAACAUCAUCUCACUAUUUGAUGGCUUAGAUAAAAUGACCGCAACAAGUGUAACAACUUAAGCCGAGGUGAUAAAAGCUCAAGAUGUUCGAACGUAAAAUCAGUUAAUUCUCGGAACGAUGUUUGAGCUGAUGUUUCCGGCAUCAUCAGUAAUCCUCACGAGCAGCGAGCGGAGUAAAAACGACCACAACAAUUUACUAAACGAUGAAUUUCAGUUUGAGUGUAAGCGCAAUGUUCGCGGAUUCGGGAAGCUCCAGUCGGUCAAGGAAGAGCGAUAUCAUUUUGACCGGGCAUGUACGUCAUCUAUCCGGCCGAAGAGCUCCUCAGAAUUUACGAUAACCCGACUCGUCGCUUUUCAUUCACUUGCUCGUAUUCAACUUCUUCUUCUCUGCCACCCUCGCCGGAGUCUUUGCCUCUAACUCCCACUCCAACUCCGGGAACGCCAGUAAUUAGCCCGAAAAAUGAUCGGCAGUGUUCCGAAGAGAAGCACACGCGUAAAUCUAAGACUUACAAAAAGUCAAGUGAUAGACACAAGACCGUGAAGAACACUAGUAAUAAUAAUAACAAUAAUAAUAUUAAUAAUAAUAAUAGUAGUAACAGUACAUCCAGUACGACUCCUGUAAAAGAACAGUCUAAUAAAAGUAAUAAUAAAAAUUUAACAUCGAGUAACUUUAGCAGCAGUAUAAGCGCGAAGUUGACUUCAGUGAGUAGCAGAAAAAAAUUAACCAGCCCGAUUAUGCAAAAUCGCAACGGUGAGGAGGGUAAUAAUCCCUUCAAGGACCUGACACAUGCCACUCUCAAUGAGCCUCUUAAACAACAUAAUGGCAAUGCUCUUAAACUCGUACAAACUGUUUCGGAGUUUGCCCAGGAGCUUGGAGGCGCGAUCGAAAAUCACGCGGCUAACGUCCGACGGAUCGUCGACGAGUUCCGCGGCAGAAGCAGCGAAUCUAGAAACGACGUUGGUGCUAACGGGAUCCGCCGUUUAUGGGAGAGUCUUUUGCGACAGGUGGAGGCAGACGCCGCGGCACAGCUGGACCUCGCGGCCGUUUUACAGCAGCAAAUUUCCCGGCCGGCCCAAGAAGCCUGUUUUUACCGGAAAAUCCAGUCACGAAAGGUGUUUGCUCAUCGUGAAGCGUACGAGCAAGUGGUGAGCAAGACAGAGGAGAAGCUGCAGCGUGCAAGGGUAGAUUACAAGCGCGCAUAUGGGGCUCUUUUGACCAUUAAUGAGAGCACUGCAAGCGAGCAGGAACAAAACAAUCUGAAGCGAGCUUACUUUGAUGCUCACAACGCGUACGUGCUCCAGCUACGUGCAACCAACGCAAUUGUCGAGCGUUAUCAGUUUCACUGUCUGCCAACUUUGCUCGGGGAAAUAGCUGAGGUUUACGAGGAACUUUCCGGACUUACAUGCGGAUGCGUUACCAGAAUUGCUGAAGCUGCUGGGGAGCGCGUCAACGAACAGACCAAACGGUAUCAAACUAUCGUUAAAGAAGCUCAAAAUAUUUCUGCUCAAAAUGAUCUCCAGGUUAUUGCUAAGAAUCUCUCCAGCACUACCACACCCAAAAAACCACCGCGACGGCUGUUCGUGCCGCCAUCGCCACCCGAGCAGGUUCCCAUGGAUAAAAUUAAUCAGGUCCCUGCCUUGAGGGAUGAAUUGGUACCGACUGGAAUCAACGGGCAACCCAAUCUCGAGGAUUUGCGCCGCGAGGCCGAUUCUCUUACUCUUGAAAUCGGGAGACUUCAGGAUUCUUUGGAUGCGCUCAUGCGAAUGCAACGCAAAAGCGCCGAAAGCAAUCUAUUCACAAAAGCCGCGGAGCUCCAAGAAGACAUUUCGAUGAAGCGAUUCGACUUAGGUGUCGCCCAUUUGCACUUUGCAGCAGUUCAAGCCCAGAAAGAGCUGUUUGGAGCAGGAGAUGUAGGUCCACCAGAUGGGAUGAGCAACCGGAAAAUGUCCAAUGGAUCCACCGGAAGUACCAAGCACAAAUGGCUCAAAGCCUUCAAAAGCCUCAAGACAAGUUCACCCACCACUCCACCCACUUCCGACAAACCGGGAAAAGGGGCGAUGUACCAUGCCGUCUCUACAGUCGUUGCCAUGUCCAGGAAAAACUUGGAGUCUGAAGGCGGUCACCAGUGGCGCGAGCACACCUAUCGCAAAAUAACUCCUUGCGACGCUUGCGGACAGGUGCUGAGAGGACACAGUCGCCAGGGGCUCAGGUGUCGCAGCUGCAAAGUAAACGCUCAUGCAGAUUGCAUUAAUCUUGUACAGCCGGUUAAUUGUCCGAGUCUUGCUCCAAAACGCAGUGGAGGGAUUCCAUUGCUAAGACGUCAGAGGACGCCUGCACCACCUGUCGAGGAUGCUAAUUCUACCGAGCACAGCAUUGACGCUACGUACCAGGUACUCAAACAGGCCGGAGAAAUCCGUGGAAGCUCAACAAACUCGCCGCCUACGCCUCCUACUGGUGAUCAUCUUUCCUCUGGAGUGGGUCCUACGUCGAGGGCCAUCUCGUCCCACCCUUCCUCGUCCACCUCUGAUAUCAUGAAACACGAAGCUCCGCACAGUCCGCAACGUCGACGCGAGCGGCUUAACCUCAGGAUGAAGAGUCUCAGUCUGGACUCGCCGGAAGGAUCGGCCCACGUGAGACAUCGCCCGAGGGACUACUACUCGGGGCAGAAGGACUCCACUCCGCCCAGGCACUCCGAUAGCGGCAGCAUUAAUCGUCUGUCCCCUUGCAGCUCAGGUCACGGACAGGCGGUUCACAAGCAGAGUCGCUGCGCGAUCAGGAUGUCCAGCAUGGAGCUCCCGGAUGAUAACGACAAGUCCUAUUCAUCGGCCAGCACCUCUCCUUGCCCGUCACCCCACGCCAACAAUCAGAGUCACUUAAAUUUUCCCGGGAAACGGGUACUACCUACGAAUAAUCUCUUCGUUGUGUUGUACAACUUUGAUGCACGACAUCGUGAUGAGCUUGACCUCAAAGCCGGAUAUAAAAUAACAGUGAUUGAUAAGUCAGAGAAAGAUUGGUGGAAAGGUAAAUGUUUGGGUGGCAAAGCUGGUUACUUUCCAAGUGCGUACGUUAUGAAAAUAGAAUCUGGUCAAAAAACGCUCCAAGUUACCCGCAAUCUUCAAUUAACCGACACCGUGACACUUCUGCGAGACCAAAUCGUGAUCCAAGUAAGCGACGCAGUAGAUGGCGUAGCGAUGGUCCGAUGUGCAGCAGACACCCGUUCAUCGGGGCACGUGACCGAAGAAGGUGAUGUGCAGUUCCGGGAAGUCCUCUGUCCUACCAAGUACCUGCAGGAGGUGUGACAGCGACGCCAAUACACCAGGUCGAGUAUGAAUUACUACCAAUCAAUCAGCGAGCGUGUGAGAUACCGUCAGUCAACAGUCGCGCAGGAUAAUUUGAUGACGUCCUUUGAUACACAUGCUAACACCUCGGAAAUGUAUUAUGACUGUUUGCAAUGCACCGAGCACUGUCGGCACGCCAGUACCACCAACGACAAUAUUAACAUGAACAUCAACGCCCUCGCAAACAUCACCUCCACCGACAGAGACAACUCCAGCUUUGUCUUCAAACGCGGAAUGGCCAAAGCAAAUGUCAACCCCAAGUUCGACGUCAACUACCAACCAAACAUGAACAUCAAUUAUCUCAACUGUAAUUAUUCAUCAGAUUUCUACGAGCU